Messenger RNA from Cadophora gregata, 363 nucleotides. RefSeq lists its product as uncharacterized. Lineage: Eukaryota; Fungi; Ascomycota; Leotiomycetes; Helotiales; Ploettnerulaceae. The transcript has 3 exons. The record is from RefSeq and is a predicted model, not a curated record. Bases 1 to 363 code for a protein of 120 amino acids.
AUGACCAUGUUCGCAUCAACGUUCCGAUGGCUGCAAAGGAAGAGAUACCAAUAUGAAGUCACAUUCUCACUUUACAUGUUGACGCCAACGGAGAAAUUCAUUUUCAACUCCUUCCUCUUCCUCUUCUUCAGCAUGGUCAUAAUCGCCAUGACGCUUUACCUUCCCCAGCACAUCGCUUUUCUCACCAACCGCGCCUGGUUCUACUACAAUGGCGACGAGAGCGCGAAGACGGCUGUGAAGUCUGUAAUUGAGAGCCCGACUGGUGCGGUGCUUGUUCAAAAGGUUAAGGAGAGUGUUGUGGCUGCGAGCAAGGCUGGAGGAACCGCUGGUUCGACACUUUUGGGUGCUGGAAAGGAGUUGUAA